AUGGCGCCAACUCCUGAAUCCGCCGCUUUCCUCGCGAAGAAGCCAACCGUUCCUCCGACGUUUGAUGGUGUUGACUACGACGACACCAAGAGGUUGAAGCAAGCUCAGGACGCGAUUAUCAGAGAACAAUGGGUGAAGAGCAUGAUGGCGCGAUUGGUUAGGGAGGAGCUUGGGAAAUGUUAUUACCGGGAGGGGGUGAACCAUUUAGAAAAGUGUGGAGUACUACGAGAACGAUAUUUCGAGCUGUUGAAGGAGUCCAAGAUUCGGGGUUACCUAUUCGAGCAGGGGAACUAUAUUCCAAAACAGUAG
Molecule: messenger RNA, 309 nt
Organism: Glarea lozoyensis ATCC 20868
Lineage: Eukaryota; Fungi; Ascomycota; Leotiomycetes; Helotiales; Helotiaceae
Exons: 2
Coding region: 1-309 (102 amino acids)
Source: RefSeq, a predicted model, not a curated record